ACUAUUCUUGGGAGGACCAUGGAUAUUCACUGGUAAAUCGCCUUUAUCCAGAUGUGGGUCAGCUGAUAGAUGAGAAGUUUCAGAUUGCUUACAACUUGACUUACAACACAAUGGCUAUGCAUAAAGAUGUGGACACCUCAAUGCUUAGAAGGGCAAUCUGGAAUUAUAUCCACUGUAUGUUUGGAAUAAGAUACGAUGAUUAUGACUAUGGAGAAAUCAACCAAUUACUAGACCACAACUUUAAAAUUUACAUAAAAACAGUGGUCUGCGCUCCUGAGAGGACCACAAGUAGAAUGUAUGAUAGCUUCUGGAGGCAAUUCAAACACUCUGAGAAGGUUCAUGUCAAUUUGCUUCUCAUAGAAGCACGGAUGCAGGCUGAACUGCUUUAUGCUCUGAGAGCCAUUACUCGCUACAUGACCUGAAAUCUCUGGCUAAUGCUGAUGGAAGGUACAGCAGGUGCUGCCUACCAGGGGAUGUUAAUAAGCUUCAGAACCAGUGGUGGCUAUAAGCUAUGAGAUCCAUUGUGCCAUAACUCUUACUUAGCUUCAGUUUCUUCCUUAAUGGAAUAUCACUGCUGUUGCUGAGCUUGGUGGUAGGAGGACAAAAUUGUUCAGAGAUGCUCCAUGAUUGCUACUGCCUGGUCCUGUUAGCACAGAAAACCAUGAUUCAUGGCAGACAGGUAGUAAUUAUGCAAAUCUUGUAUUGACAAAAGUAGAAAGCAAACUCUGGACCACCAGGAGAAUUUUAAGAGCACUUCUGCUUUUGAUUCAAGAAUGAUUUAUUAUCCUUUUUUUUAGAAAAAUCUUAAUGCUGCUGUAUUUGCUGAUGAAAUGGAGAGACUAGUAAUUCCAAUUAAGCUACAAGUGAAAGCAAGCAAUGCUAUUGUCUGAGCCUACAUUUUAUAUGUUUUUAGAGGAAAUCCUUGCUAAUAACUCGAAAGUGAGCUGUACUUCACACUAACAGUUUUGACUGCAACAGGAACUUCUUGGUAUUGUUUAGCUUUAUGCUUGGAUUUGUUCACAGUGGUGUGGUUAAAUCAACGGAUGGAGGAGGGGUGAGAAUUUUCAAAGCUGCUUCAGACUGCAACUAUGUGAAAUGUUAAAAUACUUGGAAAUAAGGAUGAACAAUGUCCUACUUUUCUGUUGUUCCUUGGAGCGCUCUAAAGUGUGGGGAUGUCAAGCAGUCUCUCAUCAUAUUGCUUACCCAUUGCUGCAGUCUUAUCAAUUAUCAGCAGCUUAAAUAGUCAAGCAAGAAAACAGCUUUAAAAAUAAUUGUGGUAUACUUUGAUAUACAGCUGUCUUUGGAAAAUAUACAGAUACUUUUGUAUGUGCAUAAGCUGUGCUCUGAAAUUUGUCAGUAUUACUGAAUUGUUUAAAUAAAACAAUAUUUUCCCUCUUA
Varanus komodoensis (Komodo dragon) is the source of this 1398-nucleotide messenger RNA. RefSeq names its product sestrin-1-like. Gene Ontology annotation, molecular function: oxidoreductase activity, acting on peroxide as acceptor; L-leucine binding. Bases 111 to 422 code for a protein of 103 amino acids. Gene Ontology annotation, biological process: regulation of response to reactive oxygen species; cellular response to leucine starvation; positive regulation of macroautophagy. NCBI's taxonomy places the organism in Eukaryota, Metazoa, Chordata, Lepidosauria, Squamata, Varanidae. The transcript is spliced from 3 exons. Gene Ontology annotation, cellular component: nucleus. The record is from RefSeq and is a predicted model, not a curated record.